AUGAAGUUUUAUUUUAAUUGUUUAUUUAUAAUUUUGGUGAUUUUUGGUUUUGAAACAAAGCAACAAGAAUCUACAUGUGAUUUUACAAGUCUUGUUAAAUGUUUUAUUGAAGUUUUAGAUGAAUGGACAUGGACAUUAUAUGAAUUAAGUGAUAUAAAAAAAAAUAUGGUUGGUAUUACAAAUGAUCAAUGCCAACAUUUAAGAAAAUUAGAAAUAUGUAUGGAUGAUGGUAAUGAAAAUCCUCAUUCAUGUACACAUAAAGAAGUUGUUGAAGUAUCUAACACAGUUUCUGAUUUAAUAACGCAUAGAAAAAAUGCUGGAUCUUUUCUUAAAAGUUAUUAUCUUCUUAGUUUUGCAUGUUCUAAUGAAGGACAAAAAUUAAUAAAUGAAAAUGAGGAAUGUUUUAGAUCUGAACAUAUCAGUGAAAUGACAAUCUCAGCAGGAACAUAUUUAAGUGAAAAAUUUUUAGAAAGUGAUAAAGAAGAUGAUGAUAUAUGUAAUGAUCUUAAUGAAAAAAUGGAUGAAUAUAAAGAAGCUCUAAGACAAGCAUGUAAUAAACGUGCUCAAUAUUUAAUGUGUAAAUCAUUAGAAAGUAUGUUUAAAGGUCUUCAUGCAGAUAAAUUAGAAGGAUGUGAUUUAAAUUGUGGCUCAAUUGAUGAAUUAGAUGAAGAACAGGAAUCUGAAAUACAUGAAGUUCAAAAUGAAGCUGAAAUGGGCCAACCAAAUGCUUUACUUAAUGUUGCAUCAUAUUCCCAAAUUGGAGGAAGUCUUUCAAUACUGCCAAUAAUUAUUGUAUUUGUCUUAUCUGCUAUUUACCUUAACUUUUUAUAA
Molecule: messenger RNA, 831 nt
Organism: Strongyloides ratti
Lineage: Eukaryota; Metazoa; Nematoda; Chromadorea; Rhabditida; Strongyloididae
Exons: 3
Coding region: 1-831 (276 amino acids)
Source: RefSeq, a predicted model, not a curated record